This is a messenger RNA of Caenorhabditis remanei, 531 nucleotides long. RefSeq lists its product as uncharacterized. Bases 1 to 531 code for a protein of 176 amino acids. The transcript has 5 exons. Gene Ontology annotation, molecular function: zinc ion binding. Lineage: Eukaryota; Metazoa; Nematoda; Chromadorea; Rhabditida; Rhabditidae. The record is from RefSeq and is a predicted model, not a curated record.
AUGCAAUCGCGCUCCACCGAACUCAGUCGUCCAUUUCUCGCUCUCGAGCUGAAAUGUCAACUGAAAGGAGUCACCGAACUCCGCCCCGACGACACUGAAACAUUCCAUUGGCAUCUGAAAUUGAAAUGCACGAAUUGUGGAGAGGCACCCGAUCAUUGGCAGUAUGUCGUGCUCAAUGAGAUGCUCGAUGUUCCCGGAAGUCGUGGCGAGGCGAAUCUGGUGGAAAAGUGCAAAUUGUGUGGAAGAGUCAAUACAUUGACAAUUCUCCCCGACCACUUCAAAAGCUACAAUGUCGACAAAAACGAGCAAUGGCAACAAAUCGCCGUCUUCGAUUGUCGCGGAAUCGAGCCAUUCGAUUUCAAUCCAAAUGGCGACUGGAUUGCGAAUAGUAUCGAGACUGGAAAACCGUUCCGCGAGAUUGAUUUGAGCGAGAAGGAAUGGGUCGACUUUGACGAUAAAGCGAUGGAAGCCGUCGAAAUCAGCGAUUUCGAUGCUCAAUUCACCACUGUCCGUGAUCCAAAGAAGAAAUAA